This is a messenger RNA of Cuscuta europaea, 2632 nucleotides long. NCBI's taxonomy places the organism in Eukaryota, Viridiplantae, Streptophyta, Magnoliopsida, Solanales, Convolvulaceae. The record is from the annotation of a GenBank genome assembly.
CGGAAAACUAAAAUAAAUUAUUUUAACCGUUGGAUUUUAAUUUCAGCCGUUGGAUCAAUUUUUUUCCCGUUCAAACAGUGUCCAAAUCAUCACAACCGUUGGAUCUACCAAUAUUUUUAAAAAUUAGUGUUCUAUGACAUCAGCAUGAAGUCAUCCUAACAUCAACCCCUAAAUAAUUUCGUCUCAUAUCCCACAUGGCCCACUGACCUUUCCUCCCUUUGCGCACCACAUGUGCCGCCUCACCCUUUUUUAGUCUCCCUCCUUCUACACUCUUCAUAUAUACUCUCACCAUUUUACUCCCCCAUUUAGCCAAUCACUACAAUGAUUUAGGAGUCCAUAAUUUUCAUUUUUAACAUUUUGGACUCCUAAUACCUCACCAGUCUAAUUGGUCUCAUAGUUGUUUAGUUGAUAAAAGGAGAUUGAUAUGAUAAGUAAACGGCUAAAAAGAAAAGUGAUAUGAAUUUCAAAGAUGUUUUUUUUCAAAGACAUAAAACAAAACAAAAAACAGUACUUCGUAUAUUUAAAUGGGCUAAAAACAUUUUUCUUGAAAUUACUCACAUUUCUCCAAUCCCUUCACCUAUUCCCGCCCACGGCCCCCACAAACGGGAACUAAAAUUCCCAGAACCCUUCGGACAAUAUACGGGGAUUUGUACCAGUUUACUACUCCCACCCAUUUUACUUCCCAUCAAACAAACGCACCGUUUUUUAUCCUCACCGACAACUCUUCCGCAUAAACUUCCACGAGAUCUCCUUAUGCCAGCUUUCCGAAUAUCCAGACACUUCAAUUAUCGAUUCCGCAGAAAUCUGACCUAAAAUCUCUUACCUCAACUUCAGCUUCUGGAGCUCCGAUCCCAAGCUGAGAUUUGGGGGUAUAGAAGAUGCUAGAUCGGUUCUUGAGUGCGAGGAAGGCGUGGCAAGUCCGGCGGAUUCUCCGCAAUGGAAAGGUUACCCUCUUCUGCCUCGUCCUCACCGUCGUCGUCCUGCGUGGCAAUCUCGGCGCCGGAAAGUUCGGCACCCCCGAGAAGGAUCUCAAAGACAUCGCAGAAACUUUGAGCUACUACAGGAAGCGGGCCGAGCCGCGCCGCGUCCUUGAAGAAGCGGAGCUAGUUAACGUCACUGGCGGAGGUAAUGUCAGCAACGCCGAUUCCGGGUCGGUUGACAUCCAUAGCUACAAAGAGUUUGAUCUUGGGAAGGUUGUGGUUGACGAGGAUGAUGGGGCACCCGAAUUCACAAGGGAUCCGAACGAGCCGUACAGUCUCGGCCCCAAGAUUUCUGAUUGGGACGAGCAGAGAGCGGAGUGGUUGAAAACGAAUCCUGAUUUCCCUAAUUUCUUGGGACCCAAUAAACCUAGGGUUUUGUUAGUCACCGGGUCGUCUCCAAAACCAUGCGAGAACCCCAUUGGAGACCAUUACCUGUUGAAAUCGAUUAAGAACAAGAUUGACUACUGCCGGGUACACGGGAUUGAGAUAUUCUACAACAUGGCUUUGCUGGAUCCAGAAAUGUCUGGUUUUUGGGCCAAACUGCCAUUGCUGAGGAAGCUUCUGAUUUCGCAUCCAGAAGUUGAACUGUUAUGGUGGAUGGACAGUGAUGCAAUGUUUACUGACAUGGCCUUUGAGCUGCCAUGGGAGAGGUACAAGGACUCAAACCUCGUGCUACACGGUUGGGGUCAUGAAGUGUACGAGAAAAAGAAUUGGAUCGGAUUGAACACAGGCAGUUUUCUGCUAAGGAACACUCAGUGGUCAUUGGAUCUUCUUGAUGAAUUGGCUCCAAUGGGGCCCAAGGGGAAGGUCCGGGAUGAUGCUGGGGCAUUACUGACCCAGGAGCUCAAGGGUCGGCCUGUUUUCGAAGCAGAUGACCAAUCAGCUAUGGUUUAUCUCCUGGCAACACAGCGGGAGAAGUGGGGCGAUAAGGUGUUUCUGGAGAAUCUCUACUUCUUGCACGGCUAUUGGGGAAUUCUAGUGGAUAGGUAUGAAGAAAUGAUCGACAAUUACCACCCAGGCUUCGGUGACCAUAGAUGGCCAUUGGUGACUCACUUUGUGGGUUGCAAGCCGUGUUCAAAGAUGGGAGAAUAUAAAGUAGAGAUAGAGAGGUGUUUGAAGCAGAUGGAGCGGGCUUUCAAUUUCGGGGACAAUCAGAUCCUGCAAAUGUAUGGGUUCACUCAUAAGACUCUCGAGAGUCGGAGAGUGAAGAGGAUCCGAAACGAGACUAGCACUCCUCUUGAAAUCAGGGAUGACCUUGGAUUGCUUCACCCUUCUUUUACAUCUGUCAAGGUAUAGUAUAGCCUUCUUUACUGCACUUUUGCAGAAGAGAUCGAUGGUGAAGUUUUUUUCUUUUUUCUCUUCAUGUACAAUUGAUUUAUGUAUACUACACUGCUGUGAUCUGUUCUCCUUUUUGUCUCUCAUUAGAGGUGUGCUUGUUGUAUUCAUUCAUCAUAUUGUUAAUGUGUCAUAUCUCAGUCUUAAACUUGUAUCUUUUUCAUGCAAGGUAUGGUUGUAUCAUUUUAUGUUGCUCUGUGUCAACGAAUGGAUACAUGUAGCCUGGGUAUUUGUUCUUCUUGACUGCUAACUUUGAACUUUUAUAUUGCAUGGGUAAGAGGCAGUUGGUUACCGUUUGCUUUGGUUAUGUUUGAUAA